Messenger RNA from Linum tenue, 1861 nucleotides. NCBI's taxonomy places the organism in Eukaryota, Viridiplantae, Streptophyta, Magnoliopsida, Malpighiales, Linaceae. The record is from the annotation of a GenBank genome assembly.
AUGUAUCUAUGGUAUCGUCUUACUGAUAAUUAUAAUCUUUCUAGCAAGCACGAGGCGGGAUUCAUUGAUUUCAGGGGAGUUUCAAAAGUGGAUGUUACGUUCGAGAUUGACGAGAAUGGAAUACUCAAAGUGACGUCAAGGGAGAAGAUCCCCGGAGCAAAAUCUCAGUCCCUAACCAUCACCAACUACAAAGGAGGUCUGACGCAACAAGAGAUUGAGAGAAUGAUCAAAGAAGCAAAGGAAAUGGCAGAGCAAGACAAGACAGUCAAGGCACGUUUGGAUGCCAGGAUCGUGUUGGAGCGCUACGUCUAUGAUGUCAAGAAUGCCAUCUUUAGUAGUGAUGCGCUGCAGCAGGUGGGCGAUGAGAGGAGAAAGGAGGAGAUGAGCUCUGUGCUAGCAACUUCACGUUGGUUGGACGAGAACCAAGGGGCUGCCAAAGAAGAUUACGAUAAGAAGCUGAAUGAGCUGAGAGGCGUUUGGGAUCCUAUUCUGAGCAAGCGCAAGAAGAUGGUAUGCUUGAUUUCCUUCGACAAUCCUGCUUCUCAAUUUGAUGGGUGUUGUUUAUUUCAGAUGGUUCAGCAAAUGAUAGACUCCAAAUUCGUUGAGUAUGGGUUGGCCACAACCGAGCCAAACUUGACGACUGCUGGUGAUAAACAGUUUCCAGUUGCUGUAAAGAAAGCAGCUUUGCGAGAUGUUCAGAAUCAAAAUAGGGCUCACAACUUCAUCAGCAACUCUCCAUUGACUAAGAACAGUGGACAAAGUAUGGAUCCCAUUAAUAAGGUUUCUGGUACCAAGAGGCCCUCUCCCGAGAGUCCAAUAGCACAUAACCAGUCCCCAAAUGGUAAUGCUGCAAAUGCUCAACUAGUUUAUGUGCGCCGGAAAGCCGAAGCUGAAAUUGCCAAGAUUAAUGCUAACUCCCCCAAUCAACAAGUUGGGCACUCUGGGGAGACCAACCAGCCAAAAUCAAUGACUAAGGAACAACCAAAGGUUUCUCAAUUUUCAGCAUUCAUGGCACCUAUGCCCGUCGGCACCACAAUAAGUACAUCGAAGCCUUCAGUUUCCCUUCCUAUAACACAGUCUAGUACUCCGAGAUUUGCAUCGGUGCAGCCCACUUAUCAUCCCUUUUCUGCUUCUGCUGUACCUGUGUCUGAUAAAGGGAAGGGGAUGAGAGUUAUGCACUGGGAGGAACGAUAUUACCAGUUACAAGUUCUGUUAAAGAAAAUAGAUCAAGCAGACGAAGAGGACUACAUACAGAUGCUCCGAUCUCUUUCUUCAGUUGAGCUUAGCAGACAUGCAGUCGAGUUAGAGAAGCGAUCCAUUCAGCUUUCUCUGGAAGAAGCGAAGGAAAUACAGCGAGUGGCAUUCCUUAACAUACUGGGGAGGAAUCUCAAAGCACCACCCACAAUUCAGCAGAGGAAAUGACACCCUGUGUUCAUACGGAUCUCUUUCGGGUUAUAUCUACUACUACUCUUACCACUGUGGUCAUCAUCGUCAUCCCUUUGUUCAAUCGCAAUUUUGUAAGCUGUUGUAUGCUAGUUCGCUCUAUUUGUCUCUCAUAAUUUUUAACUGUAAGUGUUGUAUAUUUGAAGUGAGUACUAAACUAAUUCAAGGAGGGGGCCAUGGGAGGAAGGUAAAUUAGGCAGUUCCCUAACUUGAAUGUUUUUGAGACAGAAGUUCACGACUAGCUAGCAUUUUUAUCAGAAAGAAGUGUGUUGUUAUCGAUUUGGUGUAGAGGAUUGGAUUAAAUCCUUAUCUUAUGGGCAGUUUUUUCUGUCCAAGAUUCAGACAUGAUAUCAUUGUUUCUGUAAUGAACAUGGCAGUUAUCCUUUUUCUCGUUUAUCUGAUAAAACAGUUACCAAAC